Marmota monax (woodchuck) is the source of this 11002-nucleotide messenger RNA. It is a transcript of the gene Tll2, whose product is annotated as tolloid like 2. The transcript is spliced from 21 exons. NCBI's taxonomy places the organism in Eukaryota, Metazoa, Chordata, Mammalia, Rodentia, Sciuridae. The coding region runs from base 3738 to 7307 and encodes 1189 amino acids. Gene Ontology annotation, molecular function: calcium ion binding; serine-type endopeptidase activity; metalloendopeptidase activity. The record is from RefSeq and is a predicted model, not a curated record. Gene Ontology annotation, biological process: proteolysis.
CAGGUAGUAAAUAAUUUAGUUAUUAAAGGUCCUGCGGCCUGUCACAAGUAUUCUGUCACAAAGCAUCUAUCACAGGUAGUACAUACAUAAACCAGCACUACUGUAUUCCAUUGAAUGUACAAAAGAAACACUCUGGCCAUAGUUUGCUGGCCCAUGAAAUAAAGAUUUAAAAUUUAGGGUGUGGGUUUUUUUCCCCAAGAUUUAUAUUUUGGAAAAAAAAAAAAGUCAAUGUACUGAAAAGUUGGAAGAAUAGUUUUGUUCCUUUAAAAAGAUGAUCUUUUUUUCCUUCUAUUACUAUUUCCUUUGACUAUAAGCUUUGGAUCCUGUACUCAAGCCCCUCACCCCUGUCCUGAUUUUGUCCCUCUCCUGAUUGAUAACACACUGCCUUUUGUCUACUACUUUUUACUUCUUCAAAGACGUUUCAUGUGUAUCCUUAACCAUCUAGGAAGCUGGAAGGGUACAUUAGAGUCUAAGUCGCCUAAAGAGGCUCUUAUUUUUAGUCCAAAAAUAAUCAAGAUCAAGGUCCUGUUGUCUUGGUGAUUGUAACAGUAAAAUGGAGGUGUCAGCUUCCCAGCCUAAAGCAAUGGAUAAUUCCUGGAAAGUCACAUUGAAUAUUAGUGUCCCUGCAAAUAGAAGGGAUUAUUUGUAAUGUGCUAAGGUCUAUUUUUACUUUUUUCUUUUCAUAUUUUUAACUAGUUUUCAAGAUCUUUAUUAACUUAUUUCGUUCUUUUCUCCCUCUAAUUUUAUUAGCUGCCUUUAUGUUCGGCAAUUUCUGUUAGCCAGAUUAUUAGUACAAACUUGGAUUACUUCUGAUUUUUAAUGAACAUUAUGUCUGGUUGGAAGACUAAAGGUAGAGGGAUCUACUAUGCAGUCAACUUCUCCAUUUCAAAAUUUAAGUUGUUAAGUCUAUGAUAUAACAUUAGAAAAGGAGGAAAUAGACCUACACUGGGACCCAUGGAGUCAACAAAUCUAAAAAUGUAUUUAAAGUCAUUUGAUUGUUUUAAAUGAUUUUCCUUUUCAAAGUCUGCAUACUUUAUGGUGAAAGGAGUUUCAAAUGAAAACAAAUGGAGGUAGUUGUAGGGAGAAGUUAAGUCAUUUUAACUGGCCAGUGUUAACUCCAUAUAAUAACAAUCUAAGUCACUGAGGUUACUUGACUUGAUUCUGAAGGUUGUUGAAGGAAGGUGAAGGUCUAGAGAGUGAGACAUGGAAGGUGACUCCUAGCUGGAUUUGGUCAGAGAGGUGUGCUACAUACAGUUAGAGACCAGUAGGGUAGGGCAACCCUGUUGAAUAGGCAAGGACUGUGGAUGUAAUAGUUGCUAUAUUCAAUGCUGGAUGUAGGGUCUGUGGCUAUCAAUCUUUCCCAGGCAGAGACUUGGAGAUAUGAGAUGGCAGGACCCCAUUAGGAUGACUAGGUGUUUACAGGGGCAAGAGCAUUGUGGGAGAUGGCAGGAGCCAGUGCUGGGAAGGUAAGAGAAAGGCCUGAAGGUGAAUUCAGGGCCUGGUUUGUUACCUCCAGCAAGGACAAAGGUUUUGAAGAGCUACAAAGGGUCUUAAGUACUUGCUAAAAAUAUUAACAAUUAUUUUAAUUGCCUUCUGUAAAGAGCAUAGCUCCUUUUCAGUGGUCAGCAGUGUAAAGGAAGAAAUGAGCUGGUAGGGGAAAGUGCCCACUUCAUUGUGGAAAUUCUACCCUCUAUGCUGAAGGAGAUUUUGAUAUAUAGUGAUCUGGAAAGGUAAAAUGAUAAGUGGCCAAGAUGAUAUAACUACAGAGGAUCAAUUCAGUUGUCUGGAAGGGGUCUGAGAGCACUGAAAUGAACCUAGUUACUUUGGGCAUAGGGGUACAGAUGGAAGAAGCUGGCAGGGUAAGACAUCUCACCAAGCAACGAAAAUCCACUUGCAGGUUUUCUACUGGACCUGGAGGUAAUGGGGAGGAAACUCUCACAUAAUUAGGAAUGUAAAAUGGAACUAAAUUGAUCAGCUUUAGGUCAUAGAGCCUUUUAUUUUAAAUUUACUCAGGUUUUUUUUUUUUCAUGGGAUUUAAAUUAAAAAUGUAUUUUUAAAAUUAUUCAAACCCAGAAUUUAUUGUAAAAAUGAUGAGUGAAAUCAGGAGCUGUAGAAUUGAAAAUAUUGACCCUCCCUGUUAUUCCUAACAAUAUAAAUAUUUUAUUGCUGUUUAUUGAUAGAGCAAAGUAGCAUCUAAACAUGCCUUCUGACAUAAAACUGUACAGUUUGCUCAUCCAGGAGCACCAGCCUUCAAAAUAUUUGGACAAAAGGUGUUGAUGAGAAGAUCUGGUAGCUCCUCACUAGGUGGGUUGCAGAGGCAAUAAAAGCUCACAACCUCAGUGCAUCACAAGAGGUGGUCUCUCAUCUAUUUUCCUCUAUUUAGAGGAAUUCCCUGCUAAUGAGGAAGCCAGUUGGCUGUUUGCCUAGUGCCAUCUGGAGACCUGCAAGUGUCACAGAAGUUUGUUAGGCCUUUUAGAUGUUGACUUUGUGGACUUGUCUACUGACAGGUGGUGACCUUCACUGGGGUGAACUCAGAGAACUAUGGCGUUGGGUUUGACUCCUUUCAGCAUUCAAGCAGAAAUGCUGUUCAGUUGCCUCCCACACCUAUUGCCUAUUUAGUGGCCACUUGGCCUUCCCUGCCAUUUGGUGGCAUUGCCCCUCCCCCCUCUGCAUUCCCUCCUCCCACCUGCCAGUUUCUAAACAGAUCUUGCCCAAUCUGGCUCCAUUCUAUGUGUACCCAUUUGAAAAGAACUUGGGUAACAGGCAGAGAUAGAGGAGGCUCUGCAUUUCUUUGAAGAUUCAGGACAAAAUAAUCCUACAGUACCUUCCAGUGGUUAUGCUUUUACCUUUUCCUGGUUUGAAGGAAUUAUCUAGUUAAUAGGUGAGAAAACAUAAGAAAUUGAGAAUCUGGUGUAAAGCCCAGCUCAGUGUCUCAUGUGAACUAUUUUGUCAUUAGUGGUUGUAAAACCAUAUGGAAACUCCAAAGAAAAGUUCAGUCUAAUUUUCUGCUUUCAGUCUGAAUUCAAGAAGAUUCUACUGGUGUGUUGAUAAAAGCCUCUGCGUGUACACAUUGCUGUGUUAUACUUAAGGCAAUUCUGCUUGCAUAAAAAGAUUUUUGAAAAGCAAAUGAUAAUGUCUCUAAAUCAAGAUGGCUCAGUUCUGACAAUUUUUACACAUAAGGUACAACAUUCAAAACAUAGGUUUCAAUUUUUUUUUUUAUUGUGCUCCUAAGCUAUCUGGGCAUAUGUUUUUCAUUGGGGGAAAAAAUUCCAGAAAUUGAUCAUUUUUAUUCCACUAAAUUAAUGGUGAGGAACUAAUUUGAUAAAACAUGUCUGUAAUUCAACACAAAAAGCACAUUCAUUUGUUCUUUUUGCCUGUAGGAAACAUCUUAAGACUAUUUUACUAAAGGAUAGGGUCACCUAGAGGGGAAAUCUGUCGUCUUAAAUCGUUCUUCUUUACACGUCAUCAGCCAAUACAUGAGCUUGGGUGGGUGCUGCAACAACUGGAGGAGGGGAUGUUGAGAGAGCUCAGAGAAUCCUUGCUUUUUCCUGCGGUGAGAGGGACUUUAUCUCUUCAGAGAAGCGAUGGUCUGAAAACACACUGCGAGUUGGUAGAGACGCGAACCGCUCAAAUAGGGCUGCUGGCCGUGUUCCUGCCUUCGUCCACGUGUGCCUCGGGGAGUUGUAAAGUGAGUUUUGAGAAUAAGGCGGGAAGCCCAGGUUUGAUAUCCUGGAGCUAUGUUCCCGAGGGCCGAAGGCCAAGGUGGCAUCCGACCAAGGGCGCCUUCCACUGGGUGGGCGCGCCGCUGGUCCCCGGCCCUUGCCUUCAGCAUCUUCACCUUGCUCCCCUUCCUCCGAAGUUGCGGAGGUGCCGGGAAGAGGAGGGGCCUCGUCUCGGGCGCCCGAGUGAUUGGUUGUCCGGGGUCCUUGGCGAGGGCUCUGUGGUCCAGCCCUGGUGGAGAGGGGCGGAGCGGCCACUGCUCCAACCACCGCCGCCACCGCUACAGUCGCAGCCGCCGCAGCCCCGGCCGCUGGGGAAGUCACUCCGAGCGGCUGCUUUCCGGGUGCCCCGACACGGACAGGGAGCGCCGCGCUCAGCUCGUUUUGCGCCAGAGCCAUGCCCCGCAGCCGCGUGUAACCGCCGAGCUUCGACCGCCGCGAGCCCACCUCGUGCACCGUCCCUCGCCCGAGCCGAGCUUUCUGUGCACGCAACUCCCUCGGCCCCCGCCGCCCCGCAGAACCAUGCUCCGGGCGACUGCCUUUGGGGCCCCGGUGUCACUGCUGCUGCCGCCCCUGCUGCUGCUGCUGUUGCCGCUGCCCCGCGGCACUGGGGGGCUGGAGGAGCGCUUGGACGUCGCCUCGGACUAUUCGGCUCUGGAAGGCGAGGAGGGCGCGGAGCAGCAGCUGGAGCAUUACCACGACCCGUGCAAAGCCGCUGUCUUCUGGGGAGACAUUGCUUUGGAUGAAGAUGAUCUGAAGUUAUUUCACAUCAACAAGGCCCAAGACUGGACCAAGCCAUCAGUGGAGGAGUCGGGUCACAGCACGGGUGGCCUUGAAGAGCAGCCAUCUGAGAGCUGGCCAAAUGCUACCGCCUUGAAUACCAGCAGCCAGGAAGCUAGAAAGGAUGGCAAGGAGGACAUAAUGCUUCUGCACAGCCCUGGGACCUUGGAUGCCACAGCCAAGACCUUCUCUGCCCGGGUCCGAAGAGCCACAACUUCAAGAACAGAGAGGAUAUGGCCUGGAGGCGUCAUCCCCUAUGUCAUCGGAGGGAACUUCACUGGCAGCCAGAGGGCCAUUUUUAAGCAGGCCAUGAGACACUGGGAAAAGCACACCUGUGUGACCUUCAUAGAGAGGACAGACGAGGAAAGCUUUAUCGUUUUCAGUUACAGGAACUGUGGCUGUUGUUCCUACGUUGGGCGUCGAGGAGGGGGACCCCAGGCCAUAUCCAUUGGCAAAAACUGUGACAAGUUUGGCAUCGUGGCUCACGAGCUGGGCCAUGUGGUUGGUUUCUGGCAUGAGCACACCCGGCCAGACAGAGAUCAGCAUGUCACCAUCAUCAGAGAAAACAUCCAGCCAGGUCAGGAGUAUAAUUUCUUAAAAAUGGAAGCUGGGGAAGUAAGCUCUCUGGGAGAGACCUACGACUUUGACAGCAUCAUGCACUACGCCCGGAACACCUUCUCAAGAGGAGUUUUCUUAGACACCAUCCUUCCCCGUCGGGAUGACAAUGGCGUCAGGCCCACCAUUGGCCAGCGUGUGCGUCUCAGUCAGGGAGACAUAGCUCAAGCCCGGAAGCUGUACAAAUGCCCAGCAUGCGGGGAGACCCUGCAGGACACAACAGGAAACUUUUCUGCACCUGGUUUCCCAAACGGCUACCCUUCUUACUCUCACUGCGUCUGGAGAAUCUCUGUCACUCCAGGGGAAAAGAUCAUCCUGAACUUCACAUCCAUGGAUUUGUUUAAGAGCCGCCUGUGCUGGUAUGAUUACGUGGAGGUCCGGGAUGGUUACUGGAGAAAAGCCCCCCUCUUGGGUAGGUUUUGUGGCGAUAAAGUCCCAGAGCCCGUGGUCUCCACCGACAGCCGGCUCUGGGUAGAGUUCCGCAGCAGCAGCAACAUCCUGGGCAAAGGCUUCUUCGCGGUGUAUGAAGCUACCUGUGGAGGAGACAUUAACAAAGAUGCCGGCCAGAUUCAAUCUCCCAACUACCCAGAUGACUACAGGCCUUCCAAGGAAUGUGUGUGGAGGAUUACGGUUUCCGAGGGGUUCCACGUGGGACUUACCUUCCAAGCUUUUGAGAUUGAAAGGCAUGACAGCUGCGCCUACGACUACCUGGAGAUUCGGGAUGGCCCCACGGAAGACAGCGCCCUGAUUGGCCACUUCUGUGGCUACGAGAAGCCCGAGGAUGUGAAAUCGAGCUCCAAUAGACUGUGGAUGAAGUUCGUGUCCGAUGGUUCCAUCAACAAGGCGGGGUUUGCAGCCAAUUUUUUCAAGGAGGUGGAUGAAUGCUCCAGGCCGGAACAUGGCGGGUGUGAGCAGCGCUGUGUGAACACGCUGGGCAGCUACAAGUGCGCCUGCGACCCCGGCUAUGAGCUGGCCACCGACAAGAAGACAUGUGAAGUGGCCUGUGGCGGUUUCAUUACCAAGCUGAACGGAACCAUCACCAGCCCUGGGUGGCCCAAGGAGUAUCCCACAAAUAAAAACUGUGUCUGGCAGGUGGUGGCCCCUGUUCAGUACCGCAUCUCCCUGCAGUUCGAAGUGUUUGAACUGGAAGGCAAUGACGUUUGCAAGUACGACUUUGUGGAGGUACGCAGUGGCCUGUCCCCUGACGCCAGGCUGCAUGGCAAGUUCUGUGGCUCAGAGACCCCCGAGGUCAUCACCUCGCAGAGCAACAACAUGCGCGUGGAGUUCAAGUCUGACAACACCGUCUCCAAACGCGGCUUCAGGGCCCACUUCUUCUCAGACAAGGACGAGUGCGCCAAGGACAAUGGUGGCUGCCAGCAUGAGUGUGUCAACACGUUUGGGAGCUACCUGUGCAGAUGCAGGAGCGGCUACCGGCUGCAUGAGAAUGGACACGACUGUAAAGAGGCUGGCUGUGCGCACAAGAUCAGCAGUGCAGAGGGGACCCUGGCAAGCCCCAACUGGCCUGAUAAAUACCCCAGCCGGAGGGAGUGUACCUGGAACAUCUCUUCAACCGCAGGCCACAGGGUGAAACUCACAUUCAAUGAGUUUGAGAUCGAGCAGCACCAGGAAUGUGCCUAUGACCACUUGGAGAUGUACGAUGGGCCCGACACCCUGGCCCCCCUCCUUGGCCGGUUCUGCGGCAGCAAAAAGCCAGACCCUGUGGUGGCUUCGGGAAGCAGCCUGUUUCUCAGGUUUUAUUCAGAUGCCUCCGUGCAGAGGAAAGGCUUCCAGGCAGCAUACAGCACAGAGUGUGGGGGCAGGCUGAAGGCCGAAGUGCAGACCAAAGAGCUGUAUUCCCAUGCCCAGUUUGGGGACAACAACUACCCAAGCCAGGUCCACUGUGACUGGGUGAUAGUGGCAGAGGACGGCUACGGCGUGGAGCUGAUAUUCCGGACCUUUGAGGUGGAGGAGGAGGCCGACUGUGGCUAUGACUACAUGGAGGCCUACGACGGCUAUGACAGCUCAGCACCCAGGCUCGGCCGCUUCUGUGGCUCAGGGCCACUGGAAGAGAUCUACUCUGCAGGGGAUUCCCUGAUGAUUCGCUUCCACACGGAUGACACUAUCAACAAGAAAGGCUUUCAUGCUCGAUAUACCAGCACCAAGUUCCAGGAUGCCCUGCACAUGAAGAAAUAACGCCCACGUCCUCGAAAGAUAGGAACUGAGAAUGUUCUUACAACAGCAGCACCUGGCAAAUCAGCCCUGAAACAGUGUACAGGAUUUUUUUCAAGUAAAAACUCAAAAUCCAGUCUUGAAGGUCUAUAUUUGGAUGAAGCCCCACAUGCAUGUUUGGCCAAGGAGGAGAGAUGUCCCUCUGGUUCCAGUGACAGUGUUGUCAGUGGUGGGCCUCUGGAGAUUACGGCCUGAAGUCCACUCAAGCUGUGCUUCUUCCUGCUCGCUCUCCUUCCUUUGUUCCUGGGGGGCCAGAGGCCAGCUCUGGAGUUGGUCAGUCCUCUUCCUCCUGCUUCCAUAGGUGCCAGGAAAUGUGACCAAAUCCUGGAGACGCAGGUUACACUGAGCAGUGAGAAUAAAAGCUUGGCCGACUUGUUACAGCUUUGGCUGGAAACUUUCGCCUUUUCUCCUCCAGGGACAUGUCAACCAGGAAACCUGAAAAGGUAGACAUCCAGGGAAAAGAGACAUCACAGCAAGCAGCACACACAAGAGCUCUGAGCACCAGCAUUAUCAUCGCUAAGGUGGAAGACCUCAGGCAUGGCCCUCCCUGCCCUCUCUAGGCUUCUCCAUCCCUCAUUGCACUAAGGGACCAUAGCAUCCACUAAACUCCAGCAGAACAUUUGCUGUGGAGAAUUCUUAGUUUGCCAAGAAUAAAACAUCCUGGCUCAUUCUGUUAGUCCCUCGAUCACUGACUUGAGGAUCCCCAUCUGUGCUUGGGGGAGGUCCCUGGGCCUGGAAGACCCUCCAGCGAUGGAAACAUGCGCUGCUGUGAACCUUGACUCCCUGACAGCGGGUUCAAACUGCACCUGCAAGACGUGCAAAGACAUCUCAGGAGGGGCCCGUUCAGGUCCCUCUCGGGUGAACACUGUGGAAAACUGGUUCAUUCUGUUAUGUAGGAAUCAUCACCUGGUGGAACAAGUCCACUUGUGACCAAUCUCCUGUAAUCAGACAGGUUCAAGAGUGUGCUGGUGACUUUUCUCAGAUUAACUAGCAUCCGAUCAAUGGAACGCUAGCAUUCGGUCAACUUGCAAUCAGGAUUCACAACAUGCGGCACUUGUUCUAGGGAAGUAUGGGGGAUGAUGUUUACAUAAUUUUAGCACCUCAAGGUAUAAUUUAAACAGUGAUGUAGUUUUGAAUGGCAUUUCAUUAAGGCAUCUAUGGGCAUUAUGAGCUAAAAGCUGUGGUAUGUUAGCUUUAAAAGAGUAUUUAUGUUGGAAUAAUUUAAAAAUAAUGUUUACAUGACAGUAAGUCCUGUUUGGCUGGUGUGUUGAAAACAGGGCGGCCCCUGAGAGUACUUCCACUCAGAGCCAAGACGCUCCCCAGCCCUGGAAUUCCUUUGGGAUCAAUCAUCGUGUUGAACACAGUAUUUGUAAAAGGCUAGAGGUUCUAUUUUUAAAAGAUCAGAAUAUGCCACCAGAAGAUGAUGUUCCAUUAAAUGAUGGCUGGGAGUAAAAACUCAAAUAAUACAAAGAAGAGUAAAAGAAGUGCAGGGGAAUACUUUUUUUCCCUUAAAACAGAAAGAAAUCAAAUUAAUAAUAAUAAUAAUAAUAUAUGUCUGUAUAUAUGUAAGUAUGUAAAGGAUCAGCUGUCAAAGCCUUAAUCAAUGCAGUGUGAAGAAUGCCCACCCACUAGUGGAGCUUUGUUGUACAGGCCCCGGUGCUGGCCAUAUGUGUUUUGCUGUCACCAAGCUCUCCUCUGGCUUUCCUUGGCCCUGGACUGAGUUUCAGCCUCCAUUCUCACAUCUUGGUAGAUGGCAGACCCUGCCCAGGAUGAACUUUGAGGUGACCAAUGGAGUCCCUAUUCUCACGGUUCAGACCCCUCCUGCCUGUUCUGGUGGGUUCUGCUGCUCAGAUCUAUGGAUCUUCUGAGGUUGAUUUUGUCCCAUUUUGUCUGUCAAUGUUGAAACUGAAAUCAGAAUGCAUAAGGAGGACGCUAAGGGUCUCUCUCCAAGGAGAUGAGAAUUCUGCAUUUUUAACCUUGAGAAGUUUUAAGUAAGAUGAAGAGAUUCCACGGAGAUGUGGGAGGGAGGGAGAAACAGGGCUGGUUUCAGCAUUGGGUACCCUGGUGACACACUGAUGAUUCAUUGCUUUAGUGUGAAUGUUUCCAAAAAUACACGACUCCAACCACUGUCACCAUGUGGCCAAUUCACAACAAUGGGGCCCUUAUGAAAACCUUUAUUUAGGCCUGUGAGUGACGUAGACCCAGAAGACAAGCUCUAAUUCAGCUGGGGCUGGACAGGCCCUCCUCUGGAAGCCUGAACCCUUGGGGAUCUACGCAGGACACAGUCCUGCAAAGAGCUUCAAGGCUGACUUCGCAAGGUAAAGUCCAUUAGGCAGAAAGACCCAGGCCCCUGCACGGGCUCUUCCAAUUGCUCAGCAACCUGCCUGCAGAUGUCUCUGGAAGUGGACGGAGGAGCCAGAGGAUGACCCUUCAUCUUGCUUUGUCCUUUAACUGGGUGCCAUGCCUUGGGUGUCACAGAGCUUCAAGACUAGAGAAUUAACUUCAAACGAAGUUACCUGGUGGAGUUUGGGAUCUGGGUCUCCAGCCUGGUCUAAUUUUAGUGUAAUCAGAGCUCACAGAAGCCAGGGCCUGCAGCCGAGAGCAGGAGAAGGGUCUCGAUUUAACAUUAGGCAGUAGAAUUUCUUCAAACAGAGGAGGCAAGGCUGUGUACUGAUUCACUAUUUUCUCUAUUUUCCUCUAAAGUUUCCAUUUCUAUUUUACUACUUCCCUCAAAAGUGUCAUAGAAUCCACAAAUGGCUCAGCCUGUUUAAAUUAUUUGUUAAAUAUGGGCUAACUGGCAGAUUCACAUAGGAAUUUACCAUCCACCUGAUCUGUUUGAUAAUUCUUGGUAUUGUUAGUACUCAGUUUGGGAACAAACGUUUCCUCGGCUUCGGCAGAUGUUUUCAAGUUUUUUCUUUAUAGAUUGAACUUCUGAAAAAUAAUCCCAGAUGCCUAAAAGGUUUCUUUAAAACAAAAAAUUAAAGCGUUAUCUAUAAAUGUAUGGGUAUUUUUUAUUUUGAGUAACUUUACAUUUCAGGAAAUGAUGUCAAGGAGAAUGUGUGUGUGGAGGGGGGAGCUAACAUACAUCUGUUUAGAAAGGAUGCCUCAUUAAACGAUGUGGAUUUAUUGGUGUGUCCCAGGUGUGUGUUACUAGUUCAGACAGAAUGGGUUCUCUUCAUGAUCAUUUUCUCCACAACCACCAGCACUCGGGCAGGGUGUGGCAGGGGGCUUUCUCUAGAGCCUUCUAUCCCCUGGUGAGUGUCAAGCACAUAGCCCAGAACACAGUUCCCUACUGGACUCAGAAAAGCACAAGCAAAGCAAAGCAGGCAGCUCUCACACUUGCCCCUUAGCCUUGCACAUCCCCAGCCUGGCCAGAGGGUAUUGGGCCUGAAACUUCAGUUCUUCAGCACAGGUUUGAAUCUGCAUGUGAUAGAAGCAUAAUUGGCGCCAGUUGCACUGAUUCAAAUGGUGUAGUCAUUGGAAACAUCCCCACUUUACAGAUUAAGAGACUGAGGCUGCCAACUGCCUACGAGCAGACAGCCACCAGCCAGUAGGGUCUCCAUGGCCUUAAAUGCAGGUCCUACUGUAUUCUCUGUCUUGCGGGUACCAUCAGAUUCAGCUUAGAUGGUCACUUUGGUCCUGGGAACUGGAAGGACCCU